GCGGACUUGGGUGUUUCCUCCGAGCUGAAGUCAGGAUUCCCAGUCGAGGCUCAGUCCCGUUACGCAGGAAAUCUGUCCCUGAACGUUACACGGCCGCGGAGCGCCAUGGGAGUCGAAGGCUGCACCAAAUGCAUCAAGUACCUGCUCUUCUUCUUCAACUUCAUCUUCUGGCUCGCCGGAGGUGUGAUCCUGGGCGUGGCCCUGUGGCUGAGACAUGAGCCUCAGACCAGCAGCCUGCUGGAGCUGGAGCUGGACGGAGCCCACGCCCCCAGCACCUUCUACAUCAGCGUCCACAUCCUAAUUGCUGUCGGCGCAGUGAUGAUGGUGGUCGGCUUCCUCGGAUGCUAUGGCGCCAUCCAAGAGUCCCAGUGUCUUCUGGGAACUUUCUUCGUCUGCCUGGUCAUCCUGUUUGCCUGCGAGGUUGCAGCUGGAAUCUGGGGCUUUAUGCACAAAGACACUGUGUCGACGGAGAUGAUCAACUUCUACGACACGGUGUAUGAAAAGGCCGUGGCAGAAAGCCUCACCGCCCAGCAGAAACAGGGGCCGACCGCCGCCGGCGUGCUCAAGGUCUUCCACGAGACGCUGAGCUGCUGCGGUAAAGGCGUGGGGACGUCCUUCAUGACGCAAAUCACCGACAGAAUCGGCAUCACUGACAUCUGCCCCAGCGCCGCCACCGCAGUUAAUUGCCACAACAGGAUUAAUGAGCUGUUCACAGAUAAGAUCUACCUGAUUGGUAUCGCCGCCCUGGUGGUUGCAGUUAUUAUGAUCUUCGAGAUGAUCUUCAGCAUGGUGCUGUGCUGUGGCAUCCGCAACAGCCCGGUGUACUGAAGCGACGGGCCGACUGCCGCUGAAGGAGGGGCGGCCGCGCGUUUCCCCCCUCGCUCGUUUUUCUUUUAUAAUAAGCAGGAAAAGUCACACAUAUUGCUUUGACAAGACAACGUAGACCACCCUCCAUUGAGUCUUUCUUUUGUUAGUCCCACAUGCUGUUAUGCAUAUCUGACCUGUGUGGUCCUAACCCUGAUAUGUAGAUAUUAUAUCGCGCUGUCACACAAUCCUUUAGUGGCCCUGCACCGCUUUGACUGCUUCCUCGCCCAUGAACAUGUUCUUAUAUUCCUGGUUUUAACGGAUGUUUCUUUCAGUUUUAUGUAUAAACUGUAUAUAAAUAUAUAGUAAGUGCUUUAUAACUGCCAAAGCAUGGAAAUUGCAUUGCAGUA
Gasterosteus aculeatus aculeatus (three-spined stickleback) is the source of this 1214-nucleotide messenger RNA. RefSeq names its product CD81 antigen. The record is from RefSeq and is a predicted model, not a curated record. NCBI's taxonomy places the organism in Eukaryota, Metazoa, Chordata, Actinopteri, Perciformes, Gasterosteidae. Gene Ontology annotation, cellular component: plasma membrane.